Molecule: messenger RNA, 814 nt
Organism: Anthonomus grandis grandis
Lineage: Eukaryota; Metazoa; Arthropoda; Insecta; Coleoptera; Curculionidae
Exons: 3
Coding region: 77-583 (168 amino acids)
Source: RefSeq, a predicted model, not a curated record
CCCCUCUGUCUGGUCAUUUUUAAUCCGAAAACUUAUUAGGAUUUCGUUAUUUAUAAGUGUUGGUCGCAUAUUAAGCAUGUUGAACAUCAAGUUUUGUGGAUUUUUAUUGUUUUAUUUGAGCACUGUUGCAGCAGUAGAAUUCUUCUGCUACACUUGCACAGGUUACGAUGAAGAUAAAUGUGUUGACCCCAAGAAAGCCCCUAUCUACAACUGCUACGAUGAACUAGGAGGGCAGCACAACCCUAAUAUAUACGUCGGAUGCUACUCCCUAUAUAUAAACUAUUCUGGCCUAUGGGACCUGGAGAACAAUCCUCGUGACCAUGAAACUGGAAUAUACAGAGGAUGCGCGAUUGUGCCCACAUUUAUAACAAAUUACUGCGCGUGGCAUAUUGCAGAAUUGGGGUUGUAUAACAUAACGGUAAACGCGUGUGCUUCCUGUAACUCUGAUAGGUGUAACGAUCACAUUUUCGAUGAAAAAAAUGGAUUAAUUGUGGAAAAUGUUGACGAUAGCUCUGGGGCUGUAAGGCAGAAAAUGAGUUGGGUGGUGGGAUUUUUAAUUUUUAUAUGGUUAUUUAUGUGUUAAAAUUGUGUCCAAUUAGUAAUAUUUUAUGGUAUAAAUGCCUCUCAAAGAUUUAAAACUAAAAAAAGGUUUUUCCUUUUAUAUAUUAGCUUGAGAAAGUGCUGUUGAAAUAAUUGAUUUUAAAAGCAAGAGUCACAUAAUGUAUUGAAAACGCCUAUUUUAUGGCCAUACAAAGAUAUGUGUAAGACAUGUUUUUUACUUAAUUAAGCCAAUAAAAUAAACUUACAAAAGUUG